AUGUCAAAGUCUUUCUUCUUCCUUUGCCGGGAAAAGCCUUCGAUGAGAGCAAUCCAUCUCAGAGCGGAUCCUGAGCUGUCUGUAUCUGAACUUGCAUUGCAAUUCUUCCGCCAGUUCAACGACUAUUUCGCCAUGUCGUCUGCACCAGGUGAAUGGGAGAUCUACAAGUUCAAGAAGGAGGUACGUAUAUCCCGGGAGACCCGUCCUCCGUACACGUUUCCCGCAGACCUACACGAAAUCGCCGAUUAUCUCCAUGAUGCCACUGAAUUGUCCUCACUUCUACCUCGAUUACAAGAACAGGAUAAAUACUAUCAUGGAAUCAUCUCCGUCAACUCUACGAUCCAGCCUACAACCCACAAUACCGAGGAGAAAGAUGUACUUACAGAGUUACGCAAUGUUUAUAACACUACCAUUGCACAGUCUCGUAGAAGCCAAACGCCUAGCGAGAUCUCCAAGUCCGCCAAUUAUCGUCGGAACCAGGCUACGAAGGAGACCUUGUUGUUGGAUGGUAGAUACGAUUUCCGUGACCCUGCCAACACUACGGCACCCCCUGUAGAGCUCUACAAUCCCGCAUUCUCUCAGUUUCUGGCUGACAUUGCCGACCCCACCCUGGAGGUCCCAAAGAAACUCAUCCCCAAAGUGGCAAAGCUGAUGGAUCUCGCCUCCGCGAUUUACAAUGCGGAAGAAACCCGUAGGACGAAGCUACAGGGACCUCUCAACGAUGUGAUGGAUUGCGCCUUAGCAAGAGUAACAAACUCUGACGGCACGGCUCCAGACGCUACAGGCCUUCACGUCCUCCUCAAGACAACGAGCCAGGCCGCGGCCAUUUGCAUUGAAGAGUAUCAAAACGAGUACGGUGAGGGAUCAACUGAUGUUACCACACAAGCUUCCUUCUCGAUGCAGCGUAUGUGGAGUCUUCCUGAAAAUAAUUUCAUUCGGGAGCGUUGUUGUUGCCCCACAUUCCUUAUUGCAAUCGGGGGACCAUGGUUCGGGGUUCUUGGUGCAGUCCUUACGCACAAAUGCAUCGUACAGCGCCUCACCGAUCUCGCCUGGCUUGGCCUCAGCACGCCUUUGGAAGAGCAACACUGCAUUCAGCUCUCCAAGCUGUUCUACUCUCUCGCUCGCGCCCUCCAUCGCCUUCGUGAGUGGUACGACACUGAGUUACCUACUUUUUCCUUGGCGGAAGCACCAUCCCACCCACGCUUCUUCCCGUCUAUCACCUCUUACCCUUCUCCUUCUGGGAAUGUGGUCUUUCGCUAUCUGCGGCCGCUGGAACGCGACAAUGCUUGCGUCGCCUUUCUCGCGGAAAUCGUUGAAGGUCCGGAAUGCUUACUCGAGCCUUCAAAAACUGAUGAACAAGGACAACUGAUCGUCGUCAAGUUCGCAGCGCGGUACUGCGUUGAGGCCCAUCAGCUUCUUGCUGAUAUGGGCAUGGCUCCGAAGCUGUUUCACUGCGGCCAAGCGCAACCAAGACGCCCAGGUCUGCUCCUAAUUGCAAUGGAGUACCUCAGCGGCACCACAGUCAAUGGUCUCACUGCCGACCAAUGGCAAGCCUGCAAAGUCCAAUCCAAUGUGGGCAACAUUGUCAAAGUUUUGCAUGAUAACGGUCUUGUGUUCGGAGACCUUCGCACCCCAAACAUCAUGUACGUGAACAGUUCGUUCAAGUUGAUCGAUUUCGAUUGGGCAGGGAAAGAAGGCGAAGCUCGGUAUCCCCCUUUCCUAUCAACUGGUAUUCCUUGGCCUCUUGGCACGCAGCCGUAUGCUUUGAUUACUCGAGAACAUGAUAUGGAAUGGCUCCGGCGACUUGGAUGA
This is a messenger RNA of Pleurotus ostreatus (oyster mushroom), 1812 nucleotides long. RefSeq lists its product as uncharacterized. NCBI's taxonomy places the organism in Eukaryota, Fungi, Basidiomycota, Agaricomycetes, Agaricales, Pleurotaceae. The transcript has 4 exons. Bases 1 to 1812 code for a protein of 603 amino acids. The record is from RefSeq and is a predicted model, not a curated record.